CACAGACACACGCACACACAGUCACACUACUUGUGCUGCUGAAUGCUGAUACACAUUAUUUGUGCACCAACAAAUCUUCCCACUUUUUUCUAGUGCUGCUAAAACAAACCAUCAGAAAACAAAAACCUUAGUCCAUUCCAAGAAUUGGAUCCAUUCCGCACCGGAAACAGGGGAAAUCACCGUCACUGGUUUUCCACUUUUCCACCUAUCUCAGUUCAAUUUCCGGGAAUUUUUCAGGCUUGCAUCUUCAAGAAUUUUUUUCUUCUUCUUCUUCUUCUCUCUCCUCUGCUGGUUUUGUUUGUAAAUCAGUUGAUGUCUUGCCGUUGUUUCUGUAGCUCAUUUGGGUUGUUGUCAAUUGUGUGAUCAACUGAGUUCUUAGAAUUUUACUCUGGGUAUGAAUACAGAAUUAUUAUUGUUGAUUUGAUGAAACCUUUUUACGUGCAACAAUGGAUCCAACUGUAAGGAGCGAUUUUAGAUCAUUAAUGCCAAAGAACUGAAAGGUUGACUGGGAGCCUAACUUUGUACAGAUCAGAGAGCAGUUCCUCCGAACACAAUGUCAUCAACAUCAACAGAAGUUCCAGCGGAGCUUGCAGAGGACGUAACUGCUGAGAUACUAUCAAGAUUAUCAGUGAAGGAUCUCUUACGGUGUAAAUGCGUAAGCAAAUCAUGGAGAGCGCUGAUAUCCAGCCCCAAUUUAGCACUCACUACCUCCGGGAGAGAACGGGCAAUUGUGGGCUGUGACAAUCAAUCAAUAUCUGUUGACUCAAAAGCAAUGGCUUUUUAUUCAAUAGAUGCUGAGCUUUCUGUCGAAAAGCUUCCAUAUCCUACGGGUGAAGUUCCUUCACAUUAUGCUGAUUUCAUGUUCUUGGCUAGCUGUAAUGGUUUGAUUCUCUUCUAUGCUAGCAAAGGUAUAUAUUUAUGGAACCCAUUGACAAGCUGCUGUCGUUUACUUACUCAAUUCAGUGUUUUGGCCAGUAAACUCGAGUCAUUUUACAGCAUAGCUUCCGGGCUUUGGUUUGACAAAAUCUCUGAUGUUUAUAAAGUAGUAUUAGUGACUAGAACAGGGCGGCCUCGACCUCGUUCGUCAGGUCCUUCUGUUUGUGUUGCUAGUUUAAUGAAGAAUGAAACGAAGACCAAUAUCAAAUUUCCUUACAAACUACCCUACCUUGAGGACGAUGAAUCUUUUAUUCCCUCAUCAGGGGUUUUGGUAAUGGGACAUUUACAUUGGAUAGUGAAGCAGCAGUCUGGUAAGGCACAGCUGAUUGUCUAUUUCGAUGAGGAAACAAACCAAUUCAGAAAAUUACCAAUGCCACAGGAAGAUGAAUAUGAGGAUGGAGGCUCUAGGUACUACUAUUUUGGACUUACUGUUUUACAUGGAUGUCUUUGCAUGUCUAAAGCAGUCAAGAUGAGCUCUGAAUUCGUAGACAUAGAUUUCGCUGAUAACGAUGUUCUCAUCAUGAGAGACUAUGGUAUGAAGCAUUCUUGGACAAAGAUGUUUACCAUUCAAGGGCUUAUGGUGCCCCUUCACACUAGAAUCUCUAGUAAUCUUGUUCUGGUUUCAAGGUUGAGCCAUUUUUAUGUAUAUGACUUGGAAAAGAAAUACAGCCAGAAACUUACAGUCCAACCUUAUUACAACAACAACUUGAGAAACAAGGAUGGUGGAAAAGCUAACUCGGAACCAGUUACCCCCAACAUUAUUGUUGGUCCUCUAUCGUUCGUGGAAAGUUUGGCAUCAGUGGAUUCGAUGUAGCUGCAGUGCAAGAAGUUUUUCGGAUUCAAAAAACAGCAUACAUAUAUGAGUCAAAUUCAGAUCAUCCUCAUUUGGUCUUUUGGUGCAUCACAUUUUACUCUUGGAGAAAGUGGAUUUCGGCUCUAAAUAACACUCAAUUGGAAUCAACGGCAGAAUACUGCAGGAUUUAAAUGGCGGGAAGAAAACGUUUCAAGAAAAUGUUAAAAGCCAUUUCUUUAAAAUUCGUCCUUUCGGACAAGUGUUUUUUCGUCCCUUAUACUACCUUUUAAGUAUCUUUAUUUUAGUAAAUUGUUUGCAGUUUUCAUCUUUCAUAGUCUUGCAAUUGUUUUCCGUAAAAAAAAAAAAAAUCAACAUCGUCUUUGAUAAUAGCCAGCAUGCCCCUUGAAUGAAAUCAUAUAAUCAACUCUCAACAGAGACACUGUAACACAAAGUAAGUUGAAAUACA
Oldenlandia corymbosa var. corymbosa is the source of this 2195-nucleotide messenger RNA. Lineage: Eukaryota; Viridiplantae; Streptophyta; Magnoliopsida; Gentianales; Rubiaceae. The record is from the annotation of a GenBank genome assembly.